UGGAAACUCCAACCUCUCUACCUCUCAAGUUUUUGAUUAUUUUUCUUUUUCAUUUUAGUUUAUCUUAUUUUAUUGUUUUCGAGCUUCUCUACCGUGUCUCACAUAUUUACAUCCAGACGUUCCACUUGCGUGCUUCACCAAACAAGGAAACCCGAACAGUACCUUGGUACCUAACCACCUGGACCAGCAACAACACCUAGUAGGACCUGGAAGGCAAUAACAAAAAACACUGCCCCAAUUACCAACUACGUUUACGCACCACGCUGGCCCACCAAUCUUGUCAAUCGACCAAUCUCCCCUAUUUUGUACAUAGCACUCCGUCACCCGAACUCGUACUCUGUACCUGAUCUCGUCCCGUCUCUUUUAACUCUUCCUCUGUUUUCCUAUUCAUCAUUCUUUGGCCUCCUUUUUUUUUGGAUUUUGACCUUUUCACUUGUGUGAAUCCGUCUUUCCCUUCUCUCGUGCAUCUUCAGACCUCCCGUCUUCAAUCGCCCCGACCUCUCUCCACUUUGAUCGACGCCUGCCCCAGAUUCGAGACUUGUGUUGACGCCGGCUCACCCAUCGCCCAAACAAUUUUCUUCUUCGAUUUUCGGCGAACCCCCUUCGCCAACGCUCGUUGUCGGGUGCUGUCAGAACUGCAGAUCCAACCGGCAAACCACCGACGACUGUCAUACGGAUUUCCGCAAGCCUAUUUGACACGCACAAAAAAGAGUGUAGAGUGUCAACAAAAUACCGACAGGCUACGAGGCAUAUACCACAAAUCUGUCUUAAUCGGUGGCAUUCCCCCAAGUUCGUUGCUGAUAUCUUUCAUAUCCAGUGCGCUCGGUCAUUGAGGAGGUGAAACCGAAUUUCGACCUACAGAAAGAUAUCGCUUCACCAGGUUGGCAGCGUUCGUCACCCGCGCCUCCUUACGACACCGCAGCCCGUCAAAGCACUGCUAAAUCGCAGCUCGCGCGCCAGAGCAACAGAAAGAGGCCAUAACCCUCUUUGACGGGCCUGACUGGGCGGAGAAAAAAAAAAAAAAGGCGUCUGUCUUGUAGCCGGUUAAGGAAACCGCCCCGGACAUCUAUAUGCCUAGAUUCUCGGUCGCGUUCGGAAGGCGGAAGUCGACCGCUGAAAACGCUGACAAUGCUCCGGCAGAGCCGUCCUUUCGUGUUCUGGAGCGUCCCGAUGCUGGCGGGAACAAAUUCCAUGAGGCUGGCAAGUCUUUCGAUGGGGCCAUGAGGUUGGGAGGCAAGGCCCCUUCUAGGCCCAAAACGAGUGGCAGCGAUAUACAUCACGACAAUUUGUUCGCCGGCAUCAACAGGGGAAGCGCAUCCUCGAGCACCACCAAGGCCACGUCGACUGACAACUCCUCGCGCCAUAGCAACACUUCCACUGCACCAUCAUCUGCUGAUUCUGGUGAUGUACCGGUGCCGCCUAUCCCCAAGUCUUCUUCGGCGGGACUCUUGAAGGCUGCCGGUCGAACGUUCUCUUUUGGGGGAGGAAAGAAGCCUCUGCCCGUUUCACCAGCUGAACAAGAGCCAGUCCCGCCGCUGAAUUCCGGAGCCCAGGAUUAUAAUCAAAUCUUGGCUCCUACUAGACCAAGGGCUACAACUACUUCGACCUCGACGACCGUAACACCACCCAGAGUGGAGGACGACCUUGGCAUGGAUUUGGGGGGUGACUUUGAGAAGAUGGUGCUUGGAAAUGAGAAGAGAGUUACAAUGGUGGGCAAGCAGAACAACCAGAACAGCCAAACCACACAACCCGGCUUGGGACCGAGAUCCUUGACUGGAAAUCGUCUCAGCCAGCCGUCGCCUAUUCAGGUUGACAGAACCGCAAAGGUGGAGCCUGCGCAACCGUCAUGGACCAGCCAGCGCUCCAACGACCAGCUGCUCUCGCCAACUAGCCCUCCCCAUUCGCCCCGAAACAGGGAAAUGACCUCCCCUCCGUCUCGCCAUAUGUCGCCUUUGGCUCGCGGGGCUACUCGACCCAGCGCCUCCCCAGAAUCGAACCCAAGGAAGCCGCUGCUCGCGCACCAAAACUCGGACACGGAACAGGGCGAGGGCGAAGAUGAGGAGGCAAGGCUUUUGAUGGAUUCGUUAUCCACUGUGAGCAAGUAUAUGGAUGAAGGAGGUGCGCAAUCUAUAUCCGGCCCCUCUGCUGGUUCACGGUAUCGCAGGGGUGGAAACGGUCUGCCGUCUGGGUUCAAGGACACUGCUCUGGGUGAUGACGAUAGUCUUUUCGAUACCAACCACAGCUACGCAUACGAAACAACAGUGAGCCGUAACCGUGCCCAAGACAUGCAGUCACAAGGGGCCAACAAGGUCAUGACCCCGGCUGAGUUUGAGAAGUAUCGAAAGGAUAAGGAACGUCAGGACAGGGAGCGGCAAAUGGACAUUGCAAGAAAUCAGGACAAAAGCACGGCUGGCGAGGAAGACGAUGAGGACAACUACGAUGAUGAGGAGGAUGAUCUGGAAAAGGCAAAACAGCAAGCAAAGCAGAGGAAGAAGCAGGAAGCCCAUAUGUCCGUUUACCGACAGCAAAUGAUGAAGGUUACUGGAGAGUCGGCGAACGCACCCAUGCCACGGCCUAACCUCCAAAUGUCUUUCAGCACUCCAAAUCUGCAGAUUUCUGCGACAGGUACAGCCACGUCAGAUAAUUCGGAUGAAGACGAGGAAGUUCCUCUGGCCAUUCUCGCCGCCCAUGGCUUUCCCAACAAGAACCGGCCUCCGACCCGUUUGAGCACCAUGAUGUCGAACCCCAACCUCCGCGCCGCGCAGGAACCUAGCUAUCAACGGCCGGGGUCUGCAGCUGGCGGAGCAGCGGCAGCGAUAGGCGGUCACCUCCCAGCUUUUGCCAGGAACCUACCUCAGGACCCCUUCCUCGGUGCCGGUCUCGUUCGCAACAAUCCGCGCGAGAACUUUGCCCUGGGAGGAGGUAGCCCUGCUCCCGUUUAUCCCAACCCGGCCGGCCCUCCUGGUGGCCUAAUUGGCGUCAUUGCAAGCGAAGAAAGAGCGAGAGCAAUGAGACGGGGCAGCCCUCAUAUUGAAGCUCAACGGCCCAAUUCUGGUGCUGCCACCUUCGAUCCUCUUGCCGGCAUUCCUCCGCACAUGCUGUACGCCAAUAAGCCCAGCCUGACUCCCGGGGACCAAGCCCAAAUUCAGAUGACGCAGCAGAUGCAACAGUUCAUGCAGAUGCAGAUGCAAUUCAUGCAGAUGAUGGCGGGGCAAAACAGCACUGGAGCACCACGUCCAGAAGGGCAUAUGGCCACAGGUUCAAUUGGAAGCAUAGGCUCUGCGGCCGGCAUGUCAGGCGGGUUUGCUGGAUUGCCGCCAAUGCAUGGUGUUCCCGGUGGCCUGGGACUUGGCGGACCUGAUUUGCGGCAUUCCUUCAUGGGCAAUGAAUCGAUGCUAGAUCUGCCCCCCCCUCGAGGCGAUGCCCAGAAGCGCACCAUGAGCAUGGUCCAGCCCAGCUCGGCAUCCUGGAUCCAUCCGCAACAGCCUGCUGGUUUUGCUCCGUCAAUUCGAGUUACAGGAGGUUAUGCGCCGUCGAUUGCGCCCUCGGAACGCAGUAACGUUGGGCUUCCUGGCCGAUACCGGCCCGUAUCACAAAUGGCACCCCCAGCUCUACCAGCAAUGUCGGCAACUGUGCAGCCGUUGGGCGCAAGUCAUAUGCGCAAGUCCUCGACCAUGUCGGGGGUCAACCAGCCUACUGUUACCGCAAAGCAGUCCGGCAGUGCUUCGGAUGACGACGACGACGAGCAAGGAUGGGAGGACAUGAAGGCCAAACGCGAAAAAAAGAGGUCCCUGUGGAAGAGGAAGAAGUCAGUGAGUGGCGCUGCCGGCACACUUAUCAUGUGAAAGUGAUAUACCUUUGUGCCUAGGACCGUAGGAAUUCCCCAGACCGAAGUUGGGUAGGGUUGGGCAGUUUGUUUCUUGUGUCCCGGGCUCCGUGUGACAAGAAGGAAGGAUAGAAGAUGUAAGUUGAGGUUCGAACAUAUUGUAAAUGCGCAUCACUUUAAAAAAGGGGGGUCUUUGUUUACUGGGCGAGAUGGGAGUUCAAUUACCUGCUAUCUUCAUUCAUUCGAACUGCUUGGGGGACGUUUCACGAUAGACUUACACAACCCAUCAGUAAUAUAGUAAUUCCAACGUCACGCAUGGUCGAAUACUUUAUACCUCGCCCACGUUGUCGUCGAGCGCAUCGAGCGCAUCUCAACCUGGGAUGGAGUUCUAGCCCUUAGUAAAGCGGUGCAUCCUCUCAUUGGGACGAGACCUGCCUGUCCUUCGACUGUGCAAAGUUUUCAUCACACGAAGCAUCAGUCGUGUCACAAAGUGCUCUUGGUCACCCCCCUUUCCCCGCGUCUGGAGUACGAACAAACCAGGCUAGAAAUGGGUCCCAUGCAUAUUUACUGGCCGCCACCAUAGAUGAUAUUUCUCUCUUGAUGUGAAG
This is a messenger RNA of Neurospora crassa OR74A, 4434 nucleotides long. RefSeq lists its product as hypothetical. The coding region runs from base 1071 to 3845 and encodes 924 amino acids. NCBI's taxonomy places the organism in Eukaryota, Fungi, Ascomycota, Sordariomycetes, Sordariales, Sordariaceae. The transcript is spliced from 3 exons. The record is from RefSeq and is a predicted model, not a curated record.